AUGCUGCAACUGGGCAUAAUUCGGCCGUCUGAGAGUCCAUGGGCGUCCCCUCUGCAUAUGGUGCACAAGGCGACAUCAGACGACUGGCGGCCCUGUGGUGACUAUCGCGCCCUCAACAAUGUGGCCAUCCCGGAUCGUUAUCCCGUCCCUCAUCUUCAAGAUUUUGCUGAAGCUCUUUUCGGCAAAUCGGUUUUCUCGAAGACUGACCUUGUUCGGGCCUUCCAUCAGAUUCCUGUCGCUCCUGAGUAUGCUCCCAAAACUGCCGUCACCACACCAUUCGGCCUGUUCGAAUUUAUUCGCAUGCCAUUUGGUCUUCGUAAUGCUGCCCAAACAUUUCAGAGGUUCAUUGACCGAGUCCUACGUGGUCUCCCGUUUGUGUACGCCUACAUCGAUGACCUCUUGGUGGCCAGUCGAAAUGCCAAGGAACACAAAGAGCAUCUUGCCUUAGUGUUUGACGGCCUCAAGCAGUUUGGCGUGGUCAUUAACCCUUCGAAGUGCGUUCUGGGUGUGCCGUCCCUUGAUUUUCUUGGUCACCAUGUCGAUGCACAAGGUUUGCGUCCCCUCUCUUCCAAGAUUGAGGCCAUUCGUGACUUUCCUCCACCAACCUCCAAGCGUCAGUAG
Molecule: messenger RNA, 621 nt
Organism: Spirometra erinaceieuropaei
Lineage: Eukaryota; Metazoa; Platyhelminthes; Cestoda; Diphyllobothriidea; Diphyllobothriidae
Source: the annotation of a GenBank genome assembly